This is a messenger RNA of Vicia villosa (hairy vetch), 2049 nucleotides long. RefSeq lists its product as uncharacterized. The record is from RefSeq and is a predicted model, not a curated record. The transcript is spliced from 2 exons. Lineage: Eukaryota; Viridiplantae; Streptophyta; Magnoliopsida; Fabales; Fabaceae. Bases 1 to 2049 code for a protein of 682 amino acids.
AUGGAUGAAUUUUUGAACAUUACAAUCCAUCAUAGUGGUGCGUUCACUGAUGAGAAACACGAUGUUUAUGAAGGGGGUGAGGUUGCGAGAUUGAGGGUAGAUGCGGAUAAGUGGAGCUUCUUUGAGUUGUUAGGUGCUAUUAAGGAAUUAGGUUACCCGGCCAUAGACAAGAUAUACUAUAGGGAUCCUACUGAGGGUAUGAAUCUGUUAGUUGAUGACAAAGGUGCCCUAGAGAUUGCUGAUCUCUACAGGGUUCACCUUAGAGUUGACAUCUUUAUUCAGCACGUAUUGACAAACCCUGAUUUUGCUGAGGUACCAGUAGAUGACAUACCCCUUGAUGAAAUACCACUUAAUGAGGUUGUAGAUGAGAUUGUAGAUGAGACUGAAGUUGUGCUUGAGGAGAUGAGGAAUGAAACUGAAUUGCCAACUGAUCAUGGAAGGGAUAAGGAUGCAGAAGAUACUGAUCAUGGAAGGGAUAAGGAUGCAGUAGAUACUGAUCAUGGAAGGGAUAAGGAUGCAGAAGAUACUGAUCAUGGAAGGGAUAAGGAUGCAGUAGAUACUGAUGAUAAUGGACAAAGGGUUGGGGAGGUUGAUGAUGGGCAUAGUUCUAAUACCUCUGAAGAUGAAGACUUCAAUUAUGAUAGUGCAAUGGAGGUAGUAUUCGAUGAUGACUCUGAUGAGUAUGAAACUGAGUUGGAAGAAGAAGUUGGUAACCUACUUGAAGAUGAUAAUGUAGGAGAAAAAGGCAAAAAAGGUAAGGAAAAGUGGGAAGAAACCAAAAAUGAAUUCAAAGGCAGUGAUAAUGAAAGUGAGGAUCUAGAAAGUGAGUGUGACAGUGAUGAUAGCAGUAAAGUUAAGAGAAAGAAGUUUCCAAUAUUCAAGGAACAAAAGGAUAUGUCCAACUACAAGUGGGAGGUGGGAACAUAUUUUACCACAAAAGAUGAUUUUAAAGAAGCAAUUACAACUUAUGCAGUCCAAUCUGGAAGAGACCUAAGGUACACUAAGAAUGACAAGAUAAGGGUGAGGGUUAGGUGUAAAGAAGGAUGUCAAUGGGAAGCAUAUUGUGCUAAGUUGCCUAAUGAGGAUACUUGGCAACUAAGAAAGAUAGUAGACUUUCAUAAUUGCAGUAGAGAGUAUAAUGUGAAGAUGUUGAAGACUAAAUGGUUGAGCAAAAGAAUACAAAAUUCACUUAAGACCAACCCUAGAAUGAAGUUGAAAGACAUAAAGGAAAAGGUUCAAAAAAAGUGGAAUGUGGGGGUCAACAAGACAAAGGCUAUAAGAGCUAGGUUUGCAGCUAGAGACAUGGUUGAUGGAUCUUUCCUUGGGGAUUAUACAAGGAUUUAUGACUACUGCCAUGAGUUGUUAAGAGCAAACCCAGGUUCAACUGUGAAAUUGAAUGUUCAACCAGCUCAAGAAGGUUCUGAUGAUCAUAGGAUUCACUUCAGAAGGCUGUACAUUUGUUUUGCUGCUUGUAAGGAAAGUUUCAAAUUAAGCAGGCAUUUCAUUGGGCUUGAUGGAUGUUUCUUGAAAGGACUUUGUGGAGGUCAAAUCCUUGCAGCCAUUGGUAGAGAUCCAAAUGAUCAAAUGUUACCCAUAGCAUUUGCAGUGGUGGAGAGUGAAAACAAGGAUAGCUGGACAUGGUUCUUGGAGUUGCUUAUUGCUGACCUUGGUGGAAAGGAAGAGUGCCUGACAUACACAUUUAUUAGUGAUCAACAAAAGGGAUUAUUGCCUGCAAUGGAAGAGCUUCUGCCUAGGGUAGAACAAAGAUUUUGUGUCAGACAUUUAUACAACAACUUUAGGAAGAGGUAUCCUGGAAAAAAACUUAAAGAAAUUAUCUGGAAAGCUGCCAAGUCUACUUAUUACCAGGCUUGGGAAAGGGAGAUGAAGGUAAUGAAGGAUGUGAAUGUGGAAGCUUACAAGCACAUGAUGAGCACCCCUCCAAGAUUUUGGAGUAGAUCAUACUUCAAGACACAUAACAAGUGUGAUGCUGUUCUGAAUCGUCAGAGGCUUUCAAUAGUGUCAUAUUGGAUUCUAGGUCCAAACCAUUGA